AUGAAGAUUACGAGAAAAAUAAUGCUGACGACGCAUCUACUAGUGAAGACAGUGAUUAUGUUAUAAAAGAUGAAAAAUAUUAUGACGAUGAUCAUGAAAAUAGAAAUCAAUAUGCUGCUGAUGCUAUUUAUAACCAAAACUUUAUGCAAAUUGCAAAGGAAGAAUAUGGAAAUGGUAGUUCUAAUAAUGUUGGUAUAACAUUAAUUAGUAGUGAUGAUGAAGAGGGUCAGGAUGUUUUAAUGAUUGUUAAAAUAGGUGUAAAACAUAGUAAUAGGUGUCUAAAUUUUCCACAGGAUCUGGCAAAAGAAUCAUUAGAGUUUACAAGUAUUUGGGCAAUUCUAAAUGCUACUCUUCCCUUUGUAUUAAUCGCUACUUCUUGA
This is a messenger RNA of Entrophospora candida, 380 nucleotides long. The record is from the annotation of a GenBank genome assembly. Lineage: Eukaryota; Fungi; Glomeromycota; Glomeromycetes; Entrophosporales; Entrophosporaceae.